AUGCCGGUGUUGCAAGGCGGCGAUUGGUACCACAUCGAGGGGGAGACCCCCGCACAGCUGAAGGAGCCUGAACAAAAGGCCGAAAACAAGCCGGGACAUCGCCCGCUGGGCUCCUACAAGCUGCCGAAAUGGGUUUAUCACCCGGAGCGAGCCAACCGCAGGAUUGUCAUCAACAAAGAGGACUACUUCGGAAUGGCAGCAGACGGCCUCCGCAACUUUGAUUUGUGGAACGUGGCCCACGUCGCAGCAUACCACGACGACUUGAAGCUCUUGUCAAUGGCCACCCUUGAGCAAUGCAAGGAGCCAAACAGGUGGGGAAUGACCCCAAUGCACAUGACUGGCUUGGGACAACAUCCUUACGGCCCCUCGCUUUGCGUCCUCUGGGAGCUAGUCCAGAUGGGUGCAGCAGACCCAAUGGCCCUGAACUCCGCAGACCAAAGUCCCUGGCACAUCGCGCAGCGGAUGCAGAAGCCCUCCCACCUGAAGAAGUGGGAGAAGGUUGUUUUCAAGGGCGGAAAGCCGGAGGAGUACGACAGCAAGAAGGAGGCGCAGCUGAAGCCACGAGGGAAGUUCGCCCGAGCCCUUGGCCUGGACCCCGCCAUGGCCGAGGAUACCUCGAAGCCGCUGCCGGUUUGCUUGGUGUUCCCAGGCCAGGGGGCACAGUACGUUGGCAUGCUCCAGAAGCAGAAGGAUCUUCCAGCGGUGAAGGCCAUGCUCGCAAAAGCGAAGGAGGUUCUCGGUUACGACCUGGCAGAGCUCCUUCAAAACGGCCCGGAGGAGAAGUUAGCAGAGACGAAAUACUGCCAACCCGCCAUGUACAUAGCCGGCAUGGCCGCAUUCGAACAGUUGAAGCUGGAGGAGGAGGACAAAGUCAGCAGAUGUCGAGCAGUGGCUGGGCUCUCCUUGGGCGAAUACGUCGCGCUGACCGCUGCGGGCGUUUUUGACUUUGAGACUGGGCUGCGGCUCAUCAAGGUCCGAUCCGAGGCCAUGCAGUUCGAACUCUCUGGCGGCCGGCCGGGUGCGAAGGCCCAGGGCAUGUGCCUCGCGGUCGGCCUGGUCAAGGACGAGGUCGAGCGACUCUGCAAAGAGUGUGCUGGCAAGGGCGAAACUUGCCAGAUCGCUGCCUGCUUAUUCUCGCGAGCUUUCUCGGUCGCCGGGAGCCGCGCUGCUGUCGAGUCCUUCGUGGAGAAGUCGCUCGCAGCCGGUGCACUGCAGUGUUCCCUGCUGAAAAACUCCGGCGCUUUCCACACGCCGGAGAUGUUGGAU
Molecule: messenger RNA, 1266 nt
Organism: Symbiodinium sp. CCMP2456
Lineage: Eukaryota; Dinophyceae; Suessiales; Symbiodiniaceae
Source: the annotation of a GenBank genome assembly